Molecule: messenger RNA, 3638 nt
Organism: Frieseomelitta varia
Lineage: Eukaryota; Metazoa; Arthropoda; Insecta; Hymenoptera; Apidae
Gene: Su(dx)
Product: E3 ubiquitin-protein ligase Su(dx)
Exons: 12
Coding region: 263-3499 (1078 amino acids)
Molecular function (GO): ubiquitin-protein transferase activity; protein binding
Source: RefSeq, a predicted model, not a curated record
AUUUGCAUAUUAUAAAAGGUUCCUACCUUUGAUGUGUGAAAAGAUGGUGACCUACUGAUAAAGAAAUUCUGUGAUAAAAAUUAUAUUUAUUGAAGAAUCUUUUCCAUCAUACAAAUGUUGAUAGUCUUAAAAGUAGGCAAUGCAUUGGAGUUGGAUACAUUUACAGCAAUUUAUGAUAAAUACUUCUAUGAAACUUAUAUAUAAAUAGUAAAAAAAUUAUGAGCUCUCAAAAAUUAUAUUGAAUUAAACUAAAUUGUAUACAAUGUCUCAUUGUGAAGAAGUAGCAUCAUCUGGUUUUCACCAAUUAAGUAUUACAAUUGAAGGUGCUGUAUUAAGAAGUUCUACGUUUCUAAAGCCUAAUCCUUACAUAGAAUUUUCUGUUGACGAUAAAAGUCCUCGGAAGACAGAAGUUUCAAAAUCCACAUAUCAACCAAAAUGGAAUGAGGAAUUCACAAUACUUGUAACUCCAUAUUCUCAAUUACAUUUUCGAUUGUUAGAUCACAGUACAUUUCGAAAAGAUACCUUAAUUGGAGAAAAGAAAAUAAGUCUUUCUCAAGUAUUAUCUUAUUAUAAUGGAAAAUUAGAAAAUAUGGAAGUAACAUUUGAUUUAAUGAGUGAAAAUAAACAUGAUUCUCAGCUAUGUAAGGUUGGGGAAUUAAUUACAAUAUUUGACGGAUUAAGAAUCAAUAUGCCAAAUACAUCGUCAUUAGCUAUUAAUGAAUCACCGUGUCAGACACAAUCUGUCUGCAUGCCUUUUGAUGGUGUUUCAAGUAAUGAUGCUGUUAGUAAUAGUAGCAUUCUUAACGGAGGAAUUCGUGCUCGCAUGAGAUUUCAUGAAGCUAAACAUGCUGUUGCAUCAUCUACAUUUCAUGGAACAUUAACAAGUGUUUCUCAGAAUUCUACUUAUAAUAGUGGAGGUGAACAAGUUAAUGCUAACAAAAAUAAUCAACAAAUUGAUUCUGUUACAUCAAAUUCACUAUCAAAUGGACAUGCAAUAUCGCCUGCAGACAAAUCUUUUGUAACAUUGUCAGGACGUUCUACAGCACCUUUAUCAACAUCUGUAUCGACAUCUGGUAUAGUAGAUGGAAGAAUUGUUAGUACAUGUACAGAACAAUUUCCAAAAGUUUGUGUCUCAGAGAGUCGUAAUAUUUCUCAACUUGAACAAUCAACAAUAUUGCCUGGAACAGUUGGAAUAUCUAGAUCAGAUCAAUUAACUGUUAAUACAGACAUAUGUUCACAUAAUAGAACAGAACAAUCUAUUUCUAAUGAACGUAAUUCUCGAACAGAAUCAGUUACUGGUCCUGUUUCAGAUAGUUAUGGAACUAUGAGAACGGAUCAAGAUACUAAUCCUUUAGUAGAUGAAUGUAUAGUUUCUAGAGUAGAUCAGUUUAGAAAUUCUGGUUUAACUGAUAGUCAGGGACAUUCUCAAACAGAGCAAUCUGUAGUAUUUACUUUACCAGAUGGUUCUCACUUAGAACAACCUACAGUGUUUCUUAUGACAGAUGGACGUGGAAUCGCACGUUCAGACCAAUCUUCAAUAUUAUCUAUGGGUGAAACACGUAGAAUUUCUCAUCCUGAACAGUAUACAAAUUCUACGACUACUCGUUCAAAUCCUCGAGUAAUACAACGAGUAGCUCCGCUAACAGGACAAACUACUAUGAUACCUGGUCAAUCAACUCAAUCUGAAUCUUCAAUAGCACUUGCUGAUGUUGAUCCCACAAAUCAUUCUGAAGAGCCAUUACCUCCUGGUUGGGAAAUGAGAUAUGACAUUUAUGGCAGAAGGUAUUAUGUCGAUCAUAAGACACGAAGUACUUCUUGGGAAAGGCCACAGCCUUUGCCACCAGGGUGGGAAGUUCGCAGAGAUCCAAGAGGUAGAAUUUAUUAUGUAGAUCAUAAUACAAGAACUACAACAUGGCAAAGACCAAAUACAGAAAGAUUGCAACAUUUUCAACACUGGCAAGGUGAAAGACAGCAUGUGGUACAGCAAGGUAACCAACGGUUUCUUUAUCCUCAAGUGCAUGGAAAUCAAGCAGCUAUAGCAGGACCCUCAACAUCUGUAGUUGAUGACGAUGAUGCUUUGGGACCAUUACCUGCUGGAUGGGAGAGACGUAAACAACCAGAAGGAAGAGUUUAUUAUGUAAAUCAUAAAAAUCGUACUACACAGUGGGAAGAUCCAAGAACGCAAGGACAAGAAACUGGAAUUGAUGAACCACCAUUACCAGAUGGUUGGGAAAUACGAUUAACUGAAGAUGGAGUUCGAUAUUUUGUAGAUCAUAAUACAAGAACAACUACAUUUCAAGAUCCAAGACCUGGAGCACCUAAAGGUCCUAAAGGUAUUUAUCGUGUACCAAGAGCAUAUGAAAGAUCAUUCCGAUGGAAAUUAUCACAAUUUCGGUUCUUAUGUCAAACUAAUGCAUUACCGAAUCAUAUAAAAAUUAGUGUCAAUCGACAGACAUUAUUCGAAGAUUCUUAUCAUCAAAUAAUGAAUGCAGAAGCUUUUGCGUUAAGACGUAGAUUAUAUAUCAUAUUUAAAGGAGAAGAAGGGUUAGAUUAUGGAGGUGUAUCAAGUGAGUGGUUCUUUUUGUUGAGUCAUGAAGUAUUAAAUCCAAUGUACUGUUUGUUUGAAUAUGCCAAUAAGAGUAAUUACAGUUUACAAAUCAAUCCAGCAUCUUAUGUCAAUCCCGAUCAUUUACAAUAUUUUAAAUUUAUUGGAAGAUUUAUAGCAAUGGCUCUCUAUCAUGGACGAUUUAUCUAUAGUGGUUUCACUAUGCCGUUCUAUAAACGUAUGUUAAAUAAGAAAUUGGUUAUGAAAGAUAUAGAGUCCAUCGAUCCGGAAUUUUAUAAAUCUCUUGUAUGGAUAAAAGAAAAUAAUAUUGAUGAAUGUGGCCUCGAAUUGUAUUAUAGUGUGGAUUUUGAAAUUCUUGGUCAAGUCAUACAUCAUGAAUUAAAAGAAGGUGGUGACAAAAUUAGAGUUGUUGAAGAUAAUAAAGAGGAUUACAUUAGGUUAAUGACAGAAUGGCGAAUGACAAGAGGUAUAGAGGACCAAACUAAAGCAUUUCUGGAAGGUUUCAAUUCAGUUGUACCAUUAGAAUGGUUAAAAUAUUUUGAUGAACGUGAACUAGAAUUGAUGCUCUGUGGUAUGCAAGAAAUAGAUGUAGAAGACUGGCAACGUAAUACAAUUUAUAGACAUUAUACACGAAACAGUAAACAAAUCUUAUGGUUCUGGCAGUUUGUAACAAGAACAGACAGUGAAAAACGAGCACGACUUUUACAAUUUGUAACAGGUACUUGUCGCGUACCUGUUGGAGGUUUUGCAGAACUAAUGGGAAGCAACGGUCCUCAAAGAUUUUGCAUAGAAAAAGUAGGAAAAGAUACAUGGCUACCUAGAUCACAUACAUGCUUCAAUAGAUUGGAUCUACCACCAUAUAAGAGUUAUGAUCAACUAGUAGAAAAGUUAAACUAUGCAAUUGAAGAAACGGAAGGUUUUGGUCAAGAAUAAUUAGAAAUAUAUCUUAUUAAACAUAUAUGUUACUGCGUAUAAAGUGAUAAAGACAAAUUUAGUAUAGUAGUACAAAGUUUUAAUGGCUUUAUUUAUCUUGUUUUCAAUAACAAGACAAAAUUAUUAAAUGAAAGAAUUU